Messenger RNA from Microthlaspi erraticum, 926 nucleotides. The record is from the annotation of a GenBank genome assembly. Lineage: Eukaryota; Viridiplantae; Streptophyta; Magnoliopsida; Brassicales; Brassicaceae.
AUGUGAAGAAACCUCAAGAGAUUGUUCUCCCAGGGAGUUUGAGUUUGUUGGGUGAGGCUUAUGAUCGAUGCGGUGAAGUUUGCGCUGAAUAUGCUAAGACGUUUUAUCUCGGAACUUUGCUUAUGACACCUGAAAGGCGAAAGGCGAUUUGGGCUAUCUACGUUUGGUGUAGAAGAACUGAUGAGCUAGUAGAUGGGCCUAAUGCUUCACAUAUAACUCCAAUGGCGUUAGAUAGAUGGGAAGCAAGGCUAGAAGAUCUGUUCCGUGGCCGUCCUUUCGAUAUGCUCGAUGCAGCUCUCGCUGACACUGUUGCUAGAUACCCUGUCGACAUUCAGCCAUUUAGAGACAUGAUCGAAGGAAUGAGAAUGGACUUGAGGAAAUCGAGAUACAAGAACUUCGAUGAUCUCUACCUUUACUGCUACUAUGUCGCUGGAACCGUCGGUUUGAUGAGCGUUCCAGUUAUGGGGAUCGAUCCUAAGUCGAAAGCAACGACUGAGAGUGUUUACAACGCUGCCUUGGCCCUCGGUAUUGCCAAUCAGCUUACCAACAUACUCAGAGACGUUGGCGAAGAUGCGAGAAGAGGAAGGGUUUAUCUGCCACAGGACGAAUUGGCUCAGGCUGGUCUCUCAGAUGAAGACAUAUUCGCCGGCAAAGUCACUGAUAAAUGGAGAAACUUCAUGAAAAUGCAGCUGAAACGUGCUAGGAUGUUCUUUGACGAAGCUGAGAAAGGCGUCACCGAGCUCGACGCCGCUAGCAGAUGGCCGGUAUGGGCAUCGCUGCUAUUGUACAGGAGAAUACUGGACGAGAUUGAAGCAAAUGAUUACAACAAUUUCACAAAGAGAGCUUAUGUUGGGAAAGCCAAGAAGAUUGCAGCUUUGCCAUUGGCUUAUGCUAAAUCAGUACUAAAGACUCCAAGUUCAAGAUGA